Colletotrichum acutatum is the source of this 753-nucleotide messenger RNA. RefSeq lists its product as uncharacterized. The transcript has 2 exons. NCBI's taxonomy places the organism in Eukaryota, Fungi, Ascomycota, Sordariomycetes, Glomerellales, Glomerellaceae. Bases 1 to 753 code for a protein of 250 amino acids. The record is from RefSeq and is a predicted model, not a curated record.
AUGUACAACUACUGGGAGUGCAACAUCUGCGAUCGCGGCUUUCGCAGCGAGCAUGCAGUCCAGCAACACAUGGAUGCACUGGGCCAUUGGGGUUAUCACAAUACACCCCAGUAUUAUAGCCGUCGAUAUGAUUGCAACGAUUGUAACGAUUGGUUCCACAACGAGCAGAGUCUCCGCGACCACGAGGUUGAGGAACACGACUACUGCGAGCCUUGCAACCGCUAUUUCAACAACCAAAACAACAUCCGGCAGCACUUGAACUCCAGGGUUCAUCGCAGUACCGGCGACAUCCAGUGCCCCUUCUGCAAGCAGACCAGUAACACUGCCACUGGUCUUAUCCACCACCUCGAGCGGGGUGCGUGUCCCAACGCCCCUCUGGACCGCGAUAAGCUCUACCAGGCCGUGCGCGCACGCGACCCAAACGGAGUCAUCUCCAAGAAGCUCCUAGAGUGGCACGGAUCUCCCACCUUCACAGCUACCGAGCGAACAUAUAACUACGAUAUCGACGCAUACGAGUGUUAUCUCUGUCACCGUGCCUUCUCAUCUCUGAUUGGUCUUAACCAGCAUCUCAACUCUCCCGUUCAUCAGCGAAAGCUCUAUCACUGCCCGAAUCGUCAGUGCGGUCGUGAGUUCACCACCCUCGCGGCGGCCAUCAACCAUCUCGAAAGCGAGUCCUGUGGCUAUAUGCGCUUCAAGGCAGUGCAGCAGAAUGUUGGAAAAAUUCUCGAUCCUCGUCGAAUGAUUUCCUUCUGA